AUGGAUCAAAUGGAAGUUGUAAGCGUUUCUACUUGUGCUAACGAUAUUAAUACGCAUGAUGAAAGUGUUUUUGAGGUUUUGUCCUCUAAUAUUUACGAGGACAUUUCAUCAGGCACCUCAAUAGAUUUAACCCAAGAGUCGAUCGAAAAUCUCACUUCCCCCAUCUCACCCGAAAGUCUCACAUUUGCGAAACACGAAGAAAACGAUGAUGAAAUUUGUACGCAAGAAGCCCAAAAAUUAGAAGUGAUCGGUCAGAUUUACGAAUUAUUCAUUGGGAACUUAACUUGGUGGACCACUGACGAAAAUAUAAUAGACGCCAUUGCUGAGUUAGGCGUCAAAGAUUGCAUCGCGGUGGCUUUUUUUGAAAACCGUCGCAAUGGAAUGUCUAAGGGUCAUUGCGUAAUAUCAUUAAGGACAGAGAGCUCUGCUCGAACAGUAUUAGAAAAAUUGCCAUCCAAAGAACUUUACGGCCGUAAACCAAUAGUUACCUGUCCGAGUAAACAAGCCCUGGCAAUGCUAGAAUCCCAGUGGCAGAUGAGAGAACUUCAUGAGAAUAUUACAAACAGAGAAUCAUUCCCGUUAUUUCCAUCUUAUAGAAUACCGCCACCUCCGUCAGCCGUAUACUCAGCAAGACCUCAAUUUUUCAAUAGACCCGAAUAUACACCUAUGAUCAGACCUCAUCUUUCAUUUGAACACAUAGCAAACACCCAUCCAUACUCUAGAAGAGGAUUUGCAAUGCAUGCAGAUGCUAGAGCAUCUUUAAUAUUGAACCAACCCAGCAUUCCUGGCACCGUUUCUCCAGGGCAGGUUUCACCAAAUGAUUAUCGCAUGGCAAGGGUUUCUGAGUCAGUAGAGCUUAGCAAUGAUGCACGUGUCCAAGCUCUGUACGAUAAUUUAAUGUAUAACAAUCAGCAAAUUAGCAGUACAGCCAUUAGUAAGGCAGUUUCGGAAUCGGCUUCAGGCGACUACACGAGCGCAAUGGAUACUUUGCAAACGGCUCUUACCCUUGUCCAGCAAUCCCAAACUGUGGAAGAUGAACGGUGCCAAACCAUUAUUCGUUCCUUGCAACGUGCGUUGUUCAAUGUUCGGGCCGAGGGCGAGACAUCGGAGCGACGUGCGUUAAGGAGAGAAAGGAUUCACGAAUCUCCGCAAUGGCGUGGCCGUAGGAUAGCACGAGAGGAGAGACGUCAGCGGCAUUACUCACGCGAUUUCGUUGAGGAUCGUGUCAGAACCCGUGAUGAAGAACUACGAGGAACGGAGGAGUUGCAUAGAACCAGAAGUAGUUUUCAUCAGAACUCUAGCAGAAGAUACGACGAGGUACAAGAGAGAAGAUAUUGGAGAGAACGGACCAUUAGAAGAUACCAUCGUUGA
Ctenocephalides felis (cat flea) is the source of this 1371-nucleotide messenger RNA. Its product is annotated as cleavage and polyadenylation specificity factor subunit 6-like. NCBI's taxonomy places the organism in Eukaryota, Metazoa, Arthropoda, Insecta, Siphonaptera, Pulicidae. The coding region runs from base 1 to 1371 and encodes 456 amino acids. The record is from RefSeq and is a predicted model, not a curated record. Gene Ontology annotation, cellular component: mRNA cleavage and polyadenylation specificity factor complex. Gene Ontology annotation, biological process: mRNA alternative polyadenylation. The transcript has a single exon. Gene Ontology annotation, molecular function: mRNA binding.